Chiloscyllium plagiosum (whitespotted bambooshark) is the source of this 3015-nucleotide messenger RNA. It is a transcript of the gene zdhhc1, whose product is annotated as zDHHC palmitoyltransferase 1. Lineage: Eukaryota; Metazoa; Chordata; Chondrichthyes; Orectolobiformes; Hemiscylliidae. Gene Ontology annotation, molecular function: protein-cysteine S-palmitoyltransferase activity. Gene Ontology annotation, biological process: protein targeting to membrane; peptidyl-L-cysteine S-palmitoylation. Gene Ontology annotation, cellular component: endoplasmic reticulum; Golgi apparatus. The record is from RefSeq and is a predicted model, not a curated record.
GAAAUAUAACACACUCUUGUCUGUUUAUGCACAGCUUAUUCCAGAGAUUGAUAUUUCUGACCAAAUUGUUUGCACUGUGUCUAAUUCAGGAAGUAGGGACACAUUCUCCACAAUUGUACAAAUCAUUUCUGCUCCAGUUGUGUUAGGCCUUUGACAGUUUGCCUCUUGACAGAAAAAUCUAGUUCAGAAAUGGGACAGAAAAUUACACAGUUUAUGUAAAGACAAAUAAUACCAAAUCAAUAUAAAUUUUAAAAUGAGAAUGAAUGCUAGGCCAAAGUGUGCAGUGAUCUGUCUUUAAUAUAUAGGAAGUCUUCCUUUAUUAACUUGUGGAGGUUUAGCAAAUUUUGGUGUAGUGAUGCACAAUAUAAAUUUUUAAAGGGAAUACAAGGGCGUUGUCACUGCACGGUCCGAAUUACUGAAGAUUGCCAUCUGCUGAUGUAUGGAAACAAAUGAUCUUGGGCUCUGACCUGACUUUCAAUUGUGCAAUAUGUUUUUUUUAACUUCAACAGUUUGUUUGUACCUGGUAGAUGGAUCCAAAAAAUAUAAUAAAAGAUUUAUUUGUUGAUGAAGAGCAAGGAUUGAUUUUGGUUUAGAAUUAAAGGCAAAGUGGAGCCCAUCUCUCAAAGAUUGAUUUCUCUAAAAAGAAAAAGAGGAAUUUGUUAUCCUUUAAUAUGGUUGGAAGGACUGCUGGCACCCUACUGGAAUGAGGGAACAGAUGAUGACCAUAUUGUUUAAGAGUCAACUUGAUUUGAAUUGAUUGUAUAAAUAUAGUAACUCGGAGGAAUUGCCAGCAUUGACCCAGCUGAUAAGAACGUUCGAGCCAAGCAGUAUAAUAAGCCAAUUCCAAUGUUUGACCGAAGCAAACGUAAACAUGUUAUUGAAAAUCAUCACUGCUAUCUUUGUGACGUUGAUGUAGGUUUGAAGUCCAAACACUGCAGUCAGUGUAACAAAUGUGUAGCAGCAUUUGAUCAUCACUGUAAAUGGCUCAACAAUUGCGUAGGGGGCAGGAAUUACUGGCAUUUCCUGAACUGUGUUAUUUCUGCUGUCAUUGGCAUCCUGGUGGUUGUCUGUAUUGCAUCCUAUGUGCUCAUUGCAUUCUUUGUUGAUCCAAGUAUACUUCGCACCAAUCAGAAAUUUGAAACUAUAAAUGAUACAAAUAUCUGGUUUACAUUUCUGCCUCAUGCUCCUGUUCGUACAAAUGCUACUGUCAUUCUUCUAGUGUCUGCGAUGACUGUUCUACUAGGUCUGAUUUCAGUGUCACUUUUGGGUCAACUUCUGUGCUUCCACAUCUACCUCUUGUGGAACCGACUCAGCACUUAUGAAUACAUUGUGCGCCAGCGUCACCGGCGAGGGUCCAAGGUCUCACCCAAGAAUUCAAAGGCGCAAGAUUCGCCAACGCUAUCUGAUCAGAAUUUUGGAACUACAGGUUCUCUAGGAUACACUAAUGAUGGAAUUCCGUUUGAAGGUACCUCAUUAACAGUAUCAUUGACAAAGGAGGUACCAAACCUUUAUCAGAAUGGUGACAUGAACAUGCCCAGUAGUAAGCUGGAAGAUGAUUCUUUGCCUGUGAUUUCUACACAUCUUCAGAAAACCAAGAGAAAGAAGAGAGUAAACAAACUACCUGCAGACAUAAUGACUGAUAAGUCAUCAGCCAGCACCAUUAAACUACCAUCUGCUGUUCCACUUUCAGAACCAGAUCUUGCUGUUGCUUUCCAGAGUUCAAUGAUCCCUAUCCCAGCUUUCCCAUCAAGGGCUACUCUACCUCCGUUAAUGCUCAAUGGCAAUAACCAUGUUCAGGCUGCAGGCCCUCCAGCUGAAUACCACUCUGAUUCUGCAGAGUCCAUGGAUGAAAUUCCAGUGAUUCAGACAAGACUUGGCAGUGCAGCAAUGGUUGACUACAGCAAAACAAUCCUUCACAGCACAAUGAGCAAUCUUGGAAAUUCCCUGCAGAGUCUGAUUCCCAAACCACAGCACCAUGGUGAACUUCCAAAGCCAUUUUCUCCAGUGCACCCAAAUAUCAGGAAGAACUCUAAAAGGUUUGCAAGCUUAGAUCCAAAAAUUGAACUGGUUCAGAAGGUACCGCCUGUGUAUGUUAGCCGCAGCACUGGCGAAUUUCCACUACCGGAAUUAUUGCAAAGCCCCCGAGCUAAAUUAGAUCCUGGAAAACGGAGACUGUCCAGUAAAAAGUACCCAGAUUUGCCUGUUUUCUUUCUCCAUGCCAGAGAUAACUUCGAUGCAAGAGCAAACACUACAUCGGCAUGACUUUUAGGACCAAUUUUAAUAACUAUAACUCAGUUGCUUUCAAACCAUACCUUUUGAAACUGAGUUCCUGGCCAUUAUUCAGUUUUGGGGUGUGAUGAAAGUGAGUCGAUUGACAGCUACAAGCCGUGGUACGGGAUGCUUGUCUGUUUUUUUUAAUCUAGUGGUCAUCUAUUGUGACCUAACCUUUGGCAUAUCAUUGAGAUUUGAACAUUUAAUCAGUAUUUUAUUUUCCUUUUUUAUAUAUACAUAUAUAAAUGAGGGUUAAUAUGAUCUGAAAAAAGUCCCUCUUACAGAGGUUUUAGUAUAUUUUUUUUGUUAUUUUUAUAUAUAUUCUAUUUGGCACUAAGUAUACAUCAAUAUAAAUCAUUAGGCCAAUCUAGAAAUGAAACUAUGUUUCUCAGGGACAGUUUCAAUACUAUGUUUUAGACAUAAAAUAAAUGUUUUUAAAGUUCUGGUAACCAUCAAAUUCAUGUAAAUUUGUGUGAUAGCAAGUUGUAACAAUGUGGUGAACUUUAAAGACCUGCCAUUUAAUGGAAAUCUUUAAAUAGAUUUCCCAGAAACAUUGCAUUUGCUUCGUGUGGCCUUAACAUUCUUUUUAUGACAUUAAUCUCUUUUGUGUCUGGCUUGUUAAAAUAUUACUCAAUGGUUUAUCCUUUAAGUGCCAAUCACCUUAUAGAUGUAAUGUCUGUUUAACCUUUUGAUGAAUACAGUACUAUUUCUGUGCUGAAAUAAAACAUUUUAACUUGCAGCAUU